AUGAGAACACAGUCUAGGACACUCAAUUCUACAAGUUAUGAUUCAAUAUGGUCGGUGGAUGGGAGUGAAAGCGAAAAAGUUAAAUUGGCAGAUUACAAAUUCAGUUCCCAUUGGAUUCUUCGUUUCUUAGGUUCAUGUAAUGGUCUAGUUUGCAUAUGGGGUCGGAGUACUGAGCAUGAGAUCUCCAUUUGUUUUUGUAACCCAGCAACUAAAGAAUACAAGAGAAUAGUAUCCGAAUCAGUACCUAGUUAUGACUCCAUCCAUAUUAAUGCUUUUGGUUACGAUUGCAAGGCUGGUGAUUACAAGUUAAUAUUCCUAGAUGAGCAUGUUGAAUUCACCGAGUUACUCGUGUAUACGUUAGGAUCAAAUACAUGGAAAAGUAGUCAAUCCGUGCCUUAUACAUUUAAUAAAGAGAGACAAACUGGUGUUCUUGUUAAUGGAGCCUUUCACUGGUUAGGCCAAGCUCGUAACAAGAAUUCAUCCAAGUUAAUAGUGGUUUUUGAUUUCUGCACCGAGAAAUUCGAUGAACUGCAACUUCCAGAAGAACUCUUAGAGAAGAGGCAUUUACCAAUGACCGUUGGAGUUCUGGAAGGACGCCUUUGUGUAGUUGUUACCGUUUCUGAGGUUUCUUUUCAAGUUUGGGUUAUGCAAGAUUAUGCAGUUCAAGAAUCUUGGGCUCCACUUUAUACAUUUGAUCACAGUGAAGAUUAUAUGUCUGACUAUGAUGCUGACUAUGAUGCUUUGAAGCUCAUGCCAUCUUUCAGGAACGGUCAUAUUCUAGUAAAGAUGGCGUUAGAACCCCUGCACAAAAUUCAUGGAGUCCCAAAUGACUGA
This is a messenger RNA of Papaver somniferum (opium poppy), 834 nucleotides long. RefSeq names its product F-box/kelch-repeat protein At3g06240-like. The transcript has a single exon. The coding region runs from base 1 to 834 and encodes 277 amino acids. NCBI's taxonomy places the organism in Eukaryota, Viridiplantae, Streptophyta, Magnoliopsida, Ranunculales, Papaveraceae. The record is from RefSeq and is a predicted model, not a curated record.